CCGCGAUAAAAGCUAUGCAAUAGCUUAACAGUAAUCAGAUACCUAAUGACGGCGAAUUUGUACAUAACAUCACGUCCAAAUACCCACAAAUUGUUAAAUGCUUUUUGGAAGUACAAUCAAAUAUAGUAUUAUAAUAUAAUAAAAUAAUUGAACGUAGUUAUGUGCCUGGGAAUCAUAUUUUAAGAUUAGGUACUGACACUCGAUACGACAAAAAGUAUGCACUAGCAAAAAAAUGCAUGGUCUACUGAUAAGACAUCGCCUGUAUUGGCUAUUAAUUUUAAACUUUGUGAGUGAUUAUCGCUCCACCGAUACGACCUUAGCACGUACGAUUUUAAUUUUUAUAUCUGCCAUUAAGUCAUAUCUACAGUAUGCUGUAAAAGUUGGACUCAUAUACAAGUGGCCUAUUGUAACAUUUAUUACAUGAUCUCAAUUUGCGAAUAACAAAUUAUUAUUUAGCCUUAGCUAUCAGUUGAUAGUUGACUGUCGUAACGGACGCACGUUCGUAUAUACUUCUCGACUAUCUAUACAGACACUAAUUCUUCUGAUAAAUUGGACGACAAGGUUUUCAAAUCCAUCAAUGAAAUUAAUGAUCCUAGUGAUAAAAAAAUGGUGCAACUCACUCCAAAUUUAGAAACAUUGCGCUCGGCAAUUCAUGAUUUUUCGUUUUCAAUGUAUAAGGAAGUAGCUAAAACUGAAACGGGAAAUAUUUUCUAUUCUCCAUUCGGUAUCCAUUUGAUUAUGUUUAUGGCUAGUACUGGAGCAGCUUCAAAAACAUUUGAUGAAAUAGUAGCCACUAUACAUCUAAAUGAAUCUUCUCAUUCAAUGGAAACAUAUAGAAAAUUAUUGGAAGACUUAACAAAUUAUGAUUAUAAUCUAAAGUUGGCAACCGGAAUGUUUGUCGAUACAAAUGUCGAUGUUAAAGAUAGUUUUGUGGAAAACUCUAAGAAAUAUUUAAAAUCUUCAAUGGAAAAAUUGGAUUUCAAGAAUAACCCAGAAAAACAGCGAAAAUAUUUAAAUAAUUGGGUUUUAAUCAAAACCAAUAACAUAAUCAAAGAUUUUUUUUCCAGCGAAGAUUCAAUUGCUGCAGAGACUGCCUUAGUAUUGGUGAAUGCUAUGCAUUUUAAAAGUGAUUGGGCACAUAAAUUUAAAGAUGUUUAUGAUGGCUAUUUUUAUGUGACUCCAAGCAACAAAGUAACAGUUGAAAUGAUGACUCUCAAACGUGAUUUGCAAUACUAUCAUGAUACUGUUCUAAAAUUCAAAGCAAUUGAAUUACCUUAUAAACACCAUGGUUUUAAAAUGAUUAUUUUACUACCCGAUGAUAAAGAUGGUUUGAAUAAUCUAGAAAAUAAUUUUUCAAAAUUUAAAUUACAUGACAUUUCAGAGAAAAUGACCCAGGAAUAUGUUGAUGUCGAAUUACCUCGUUUCAAAAUAGAACAGUCACUGGAAUUAGAUAAGACAUUAUCCAAUCUUGGAUGUCCAACAAUGUUUAUACCUGGAGCCGCAAACUUUUCUAAGAUCGCUGAAGAUGUUAAACUGUCUCUGUAUGUGACUAAAGUUUCACAUAAGGCAUAUAUUGAUGUAAAUGAAAACGGAACUGAAGCGUCCGUAGUUACUGGUAUGCAAAAAGCGCUUUCCUCAAGUUUGUGGUCAAGACAGCCUAAAUAUUUCGUUGUUGAUCAUCCAUUUAUAUUUUUUAUUUCAACUAGGUGUAAUUUCAUUAUAUUUGUUGGUCGAAUGACCAAAAUUGAUGAAUAUGUUAUGUCAUCUUAUUUCAGUUUUUUUAAGAAAAAUGGGUAAUUUUCUUUUUGAAUAACAUUAAUUAUGUUGAAUCAUAUAUAUUAUAUUUGUUCAUUUAUUUUGUUAGUAAAUGUUAUUGAUUUAUACUAAUAAAUUAGAUAAUAAAUAUUUUAUUAGAGUUUAUAUUCAACAAUAUGUAAAAUAUUUGAAACAACAAGUGGACGUAAUGAAUAAAAAUAAAAAACUUUUGAUUUCGAUUUAAAUAAUAGUUUUUGAAUAUUGUGAGUGUUAGCUUAGGUUUCUAUAAGCUCGUUCUUAGUUACUAGUAAACCCGCUGAUCUAUAUUCUAUAGAUACUCAAUUAUUAAUAUAACUGACAAUACCAUUUUUCACUGGCCCGUGCUACAUUUCAAAUUAAUUUAUAAAAAUAUAAAAUGUUAGGAUUCUUCUGUAUUUUAUUAUAUUUAUAAAAUUACUAAAAACGAUGAUUAUCGUAAAACGUAGAUGUAAAUUCUUUUUUUUUUUUAUUGAUCUCAAGCUUCGGCAACUAUGGCCAUUAGCUGUAGUGGUUUGUUUGUGGGUUGUUAGUGUCGGUAGGGGAAGGAACACGUGUGUGUUGUGUUUGGCAGAAUUUUUGAUUGGCACCCGUAGGUAUCUGCCAUGCCCGGGUGGGGGAUGGCGGCACUUGUUCUCCGGACACCGUGACUUGCACGGAGAAAAAUGCCGCCCGGUGGUCAAGGAUCGAACUCGGACCGGCUGUCCCGAAUCCGUCGCGUUAGACCGCUCGGCCACCUCGUCCCCCAUGUAACAAAGCUUGUCCCGGGGAAAGUUAUAUUAUAUUAUACAAUCCUUUUUGUAUAAUCUUUUUAUUUAAAUUGAAACCAAGAAAAGAAAAGGAGAAGCUGCUCGAGAAAAAGAAAAAAAGAAAAAGCAGUUAUUGGAAGUCAGUAAGAAAUGUGUAAAAUUAAAUUCAUUUUUUUCAAUGGGUACUUCAGGUUUUUUAAUUAACUAUUAUAUUUAUUAUUUAGGAAGUACUCUAGUUGGUAGUUUGUAAUCUAGUCAUCCAAAUUAAUCUAAAUUUAAUUAAUCCAAAUUAAACAGUUAACUAAAUAAAUAGUAAACCUAUAGCCAAGUGCCCAAGUAAGCGGUGUGUAGAUUAUUUUCUAUUUAGGAGUCUAAACAAAAUAUAAUAAUCUAACCAUUAUAACCUAGUACAGUAUACAGAACAUAGAAGUACCUAAGUACUUUUAUAAUAUUUAUUUUUAUUUUUGUACCUAUGUAUCAUAGAUGGCCAACGUUUGGAUGAAGUCAAAUGUGUUUCCAACGUUUUACCCAACCUAAAUCUUUAGGAAUUUUUAAAAAUGUCGAUUGCAGAUGAGUAUGAAAUAAUGAAUUGGGAGAUUGAAAAUUACGAGGAUGAUUUGGAAGUAGACUCUGAGAAAAAAAGUCAAGUUAUGUGUAAUAGUUGUAGAAACUGUACACUGUGUUGUUACAAGUUAUUGAUAAAAUACAAUUUAUACAGUAACACUUAUCAAGUAUUAACAGUUGCUUAUAAGUAUUUAUUGUGUCUUCCUGUUACCCAAGUUGCCUGUGAACGAUCAUUUUCAACUUUAAAGUACAUAAAAAAUAGGUUGAGAAGUAAACUUAGUAAUGAAAAUACUGAAGCUUUUAUGUUAAUGUCAGUUGAAAAAGAAAUGUUGAUAAAUAUUGAUAAUGAUCAAAUAAUUGAUUUAUUGUCACAAAAAAGUAAGCUUCUUUCAAAAUGUCUUUAAAAUGGCAUAACUUAUUAUUUAUAUUUAAAAUAUAAAAUUAAUUAUAAAAGCUUAAUUUAAUGAAUAUUCAUUUUGAUUUGUUAAUUAGCGUUUAUAAAAUAUAAUUUGUUAUAAAAAAUUCAAGCAUAUAGUGGCUAAUUUAACUUUUUGUUCAAUUGUUUAAAGAUAAUACAUAGAGUUAUAGAAAUAGGUGUAACUAGGCCUUUAGGCUUCAAGGAAAUUGAAUUUAGAUGAACAGUCUCACUAAAAUAUUGAUACUGAUUGAAGGUCAAUUUUUUUUAAUGCCCUCUUACAUAAUAUAAUUAGAUAAAUAAAUAAUUAUAAAACAAAUUGGUAGUGUUGGUGAGGAGGGGGUAAAACAUAAGCUCAGCCAUCCCCUACCCCCCACCACCACUAUAGUUAUGCCUAUAGGCUUUAAGGUAAACAUUGAUAUGUCACCUGGGUAAUAAAUUUUCCCGGCCUGAAUUUUUCUCCCAGGCCAUCUAGUUCCCAUAGUGGGAAAAGGUCUGGCGGAAUUGAUUAAACCCCUACAAAUAAUUUCUAAAAACUAUUAAUAUAUCUAUAUGUUUUAUAUAAAAUUCCAUGUGGCGGUGUUAUUCGAACUCCUUAUUUGGUUGCCAUUGGUUAAUUGAGCAGAUCAGGUGAAAGCAUGCAUCGAAUCAAAUUUUCGCACAUUGCCUACUUGAUAUGCUGUCGCACAUUGUCCGCGAUCCGACGUAAUCAGAUUGCAUACCGAGGAGGCUGAGUUAAAGGAGUUGAACCAACACAAUUUUUUUUAAAAGUUGUAAUUUUUUACGGGCAACUAAGUGCGCGGGAUCUGCUAGUUUUUUCAUUUUUUGUAUAUUAUUACUUACUAACACUGCUGUAUAACGUCAGCCGGGAAAAAAUGAACAAACCUAAAAUCUGUUGUUUAACGUGUAAUAUCACUUCGAUUUUAACGACAAAUAUUACGUCAACGACAUGCACAAUGGCCGGCCAUAUAAUAAUACCGGUCGGAAUAUUAUCCAGAGCCACGGUUAAUGUAGACAAUGUUAUACCUACUUGUACUUAAAAUACAAUACGUCAAUGUGGUAUAGUAGUCCGAGGCCUUGGAGCGUAUAAUAAUCGUUUACAAGUAUCAGCCUUAGAAGUGAGUGUUAAUAUUCAUCGAACGUAUAUUAUAAUAUGACGUGCGUGUGUGUGUGUGUAUGUGUGUGUAUAUGACUGAACUGUAGGUAUACACCAUUUACGCUAAUUAGUAAUAUUUAUUAAGAGGAUGUCAGCGCACUAUUUGUUUUCUCUCUCUGGCCCACGCACAACAUAGCACAAAACACAUUUGCGCAGAAUCGUUUUUUCUAUGUUUUUAAGUAACCUUAGAAUAAAAUCACCCAUUACAAAAAAGAUAGAGAAUAAUAUUUUUGAGGGAACGACAUAUCGAUUUUUCUAAAUAUUGUUUCAAAACAAUUUAAACAUCAUUUAAAUUUACAACAUUUUUUUGUUUAUUUUGAAAGUCGAAUACAAAGUCAAAUAACAAUAAAAUAUAAAAUUAAUGUCAUUCCCUCUAAAAUAUUAUUCUCUAUCUUUUUUGUAAUGGGUGAUUUUACUCUAAGAUUACUUAAAAACAUAGAAAAAACGAUUCUGCGCAAAUGCGUUUUGUCUAUGUUGCGCGUGGGUCAGAGAGAGAAAACAAAUAGCUCGCUGACAUCCUCUUAAUUAUUAUAGUAAGUACAAUGUAUUUAGUUCGGUGGAUGUGAGCAACUCUGAGCUCUAUCAGUAAAAUGCAGAUAAAUUCUGUCUAUAUUUAAUAUUAUACUAUUACAAAUUGAAUCGAUGGUUUUUAUAGGGAAUGCACUGGUGCCGUAGAACUAGUGUUGUAAAAUUACCGGUAAUAUUACUUUUUUAUGAUAAUAUUGGGAAAUUUAUUUUUCAAUAUAAAAUUACCGGUCAUUUAUUUUAUUAUAUUAGUAAAAAAUAUGUAUUAUUAUUUAUUUUAAUGAUAUUUCGGCUGAAAUUAGUCAAACAAUUAUUUAGGCAUUAUAGGUAUUUUAUUAAUAUUGUACUCACUGCAAGUGUGUGAAUUGUGUGUACUGUGUUAUUACUUAUUAUCAGGGCUAGGAUUUGUAUGCAAUAAAAAACGGUAAAAUAUGCAUUUUAUUUACCAAAAUAUGCAAAAAUAUGCAUUUAAAUUUUUAUAAGAUAAACACAAAAAUAUAGUUACAAAAAAAAUAUUUUUUUGUUGAAAUACAUCAGUGAUUAGCUGUUCGUCUUUAGGGUCACGUUACCAGUUUUUCAAAUUUUUCACAAUUUUAUAAAAUUUGAAAAUUAAAUUUUAUAUUUUAGUUGCCAUUUCAAUUAUAAGACUUUUACACUAAUCUACUACCUGAUACCUAUUUAGGGGGGGGGGGGGGGGUUGAUAGGGUGUAUUAUAUCGAAAAAAACGACUUUACAGGAAUAACGCUCAAACUUUGUAGAAUUGUCGGAUUCUGAUGACUUUUUUUUAUCUGAAAGAAGAAGACUUCCUACAGCCCACAUCAAUCUCUGAUUUUGUAUUUUAUUUCAAAUAAUUGUAUUAAAAAAUUUGUAAAAAAAAUGCUUUUUAUCUUGUAUUUUUUUAGACAUAUUAUAAAGUUUGAGAAUGAAAUAUUGAAAAACAGAGAUCGAUGCGGGCUGUAGAAUAUUUCUCUCUAGCAAUUAAAUAAAAAAUUAUGAAAUUUGGUUGAUUCUAUAAGGUGGUAUCAUUAUUCCCGCAGAAUAUAUUUUUGAGGACAAAAUGGCAUCGGCAUCGGGCGUCUUAAUAUAAUAUAAUUGAGAAAAAAAAAUAAUUUAGAAAUAAAUUUUAUAAUUCACAUUCACUACGAGUGUUACAUGCUACGAUCACAUAUUUUUUCAAAUUUUCGAAAAUGAAUGUCAAAUUAUUUAAUCUUUUAUCGCAUACCUAUUAUACCAUAGGAUUGUAUUUAUAAAAAUAAAAUUUACGUUUGACAAAAAACCAAGUAUUAUGAAAUUUACUAUAAAACAUUUAUUUUUCGCAUUCUUAUAAUCAAAAUGUACAUUAAUAUUAAUUUUAUUCAAUAUAUGCAAUAAUAUGCAUUUCAUCCAAAAUAUGCAAAAACAUGCAAAAUAAAAAUACCACCAUUUAUCUCAUCAUGAGGUGAUUCGUGGACAUUACUGACAAAAUCAAUAAUCAGAAGUCGCAAAAAAAACAUGCUUUUGCAUAUAAAUCCUAGCCCUGCUUAUUAUUGAUCCAUUUACAAUGUUUUUGUAAUAUUUAUAUUUUAUUUGUUGUGUACCCACUAAGGACUGGAAACUUUUGAAUUUAUCGGUAUCGGUUCCGGUACUCGUUCACCAAAAAUAAAAUAAUUGUUCCGGUUCAAUUCUAGUUUUUUGAUAAAAAAAAAAAUAAAGGUAUCGGUUCCAAAUAAUUUCGGUACCGGUACCAGAUAAUUUAGGUACCGAAAAGACAUAUAGUAAUUUUAAAUACC
Molecule: messenger RNA, 6969 nt
Organism: Metopolophium dirhodum (rose-grain aphid)
Lineage: Eukaryota; Metazoa; Arthropoda; Insecta; Hemiptera; Aphididae
Product: serpin B4-like
Exons: 10
Coding region: 607-1797 (396 amino acids)
Molecular function (GO): serine-type endopeptidase inhibitor activity
Source: RefSeq, a predicted model, not a curated record